CAGUUCCGCAGCCGCUCUUUCCCAAUCUCGCCCAGCUCGGAGCGCGAGGCGGGCGGUUGAAGUUCAGGGGGCUGCUGUGCCCGGCCGGGGGCGAGCUCCGUGGGAGCUGGCCGCAGGGCGGCGGCUCCAGCCCCCGGGGGAGCGGGUCUCUGCGGAGGGCGGCCCGCCGCGCCGCGCCGCCGGCUUGGCCCCGAUGGAAGCCAGCCUGACCUGCGCUGUCUGCCUCGGCCUCUUUGAGGAUCCGGUCACGCUGCCGCUCUGCUCGCACAACUUCUGCAAGGGCUGCGUGCUGGAGUGCCUGGCCUCCGGGGAGCCCGGCCCGCUCCCCUCGCCCCGCGCGGGCCAGGGCCUGCGCUUCUCCUGCCCGCUCUGCCGGAAACUCUGCCCGCUGCCGCGCGGCGGCUACGCGGCGCUGCCCGUCAACACCACGCUGGCGGAGGUGGUGAAGCUGUACAGGGCCGGCGGGGGCAGGGCGGGGCCGGGGCGCGGCGAGGCGGGGGCGCUGAGCCCCCCGCCGGCGGUCGGAGCAACCUGCGAGAAGCACCCGGCCCGGCUGGUGCAGCUGUACUGCCGGAUGUGCCGCCAGGCGGGCUGCGGACAGUGCGUGUCUGAGGGGCACCAGGGCAUCUUCCACGCCGUCAACCUCCUGGACACCGUGUACCAGGAGGAGAAAUUAACCUUCUUUAGCAGCCUGAAGAAACUGAGAGCAAUAAAUGAGAACUUGGUGAAGGAACUAUCAAGUCAUCCAAAAGAUACUGAGAUCUUGAACAAAGAAGCAGAGAUAAUUAUGUUGGAAUUUGAAGAAAUUUUCAAAACUCUGGAAAUGAGAAAAAAGGAAUUGCUAGAAGAUAUUGAAAGUCAGAGAAGUAAGAAAGAGAAGGAAUAUCAAAUUUGGAAGAAAAUGAAGGAAACUCACAAGAAAACCAUUGAGAGUUUCCUGAAGGACUGUGAAAAGCUUGUUGAUGAAUGUGAUCCUGAGCGUUUCCUGGAGGUGGCAUGUGGCUUGAAUAAAAGAAUGAAGACUCAGCUUGACCUGAUGCACAUAGCAUCUAGCUAUGAAAAAGCACCAGAGUCUACCCAAAAGCAAAUGGACAUCAAAUCUGUGGUUAAUGAAAUCUUGGCCUUGCAGCUGACUUCAGUUGAUUCAUUCAUUGUUAAAGAACUUUCUUCUGGAGGAAAUGAAGGUUUAACUGGAAAGUGUGUGUAUAAAAAUAGUGCAAAACAAUGGAAAGAUCAGAAAAACAUACACAGCACAUAUUAUCCUGUAGUGGGACAUGAGGAAACUUUGACUGACGGUAGUAAGAUCUGUACUCGCUUAAUGUCAAUAUCAGAAAUGUCAGCAUUUCAAAACAUGAGUCAUGAGGAGGUACGUUAUAAUUAUUAUAUGGAUCAUCGGAAAUCAGAUCCGUUGAAGAUGCAGACUUCACCUGCAAAUACAAAGCAUACAUUUGUGAUAACUGAUUCUUUGAAGGAUACAUUCUCAGCAGUUCCUCUUCUGUCCUCACCUCCCAAAGUGAAAGAUGCACAGAGAAUAAAAACACAAAAAUUACAAAGAGGAAGUUUUAGUAACACUAGUUUUUCCAGUUCCAGUAGUUACAGAUUCAGCUUUCCACCUGUGAACUGGAAUUUCUCUGAAUUGAACAGUGACUUGAACUUAUUUAAUGGAACAAGAUCUCCGGAAGUAAGCAAACUAACCUCCACAUCAGAAAAUUCCAAUGGCUUGGUAAUAAAAAACAAAGUAAAAAUGGAAGAGUCAUCACCGGUUCCCAUUUCUGCAAAAACACUAGCAAGUCCUAGCACUUCACCUGGCUUACCAGCAUCAGCAAUAAAACCUGUUCCUGUUUCAAAACCAAACUUUUUAGGUGCUCCUACUCAGAGCCUUUCUGUUCCACCUUUUAUCCCCAAUUCGGGUAAUGACUCAUCAUUACCCAAUUUAAAUAAGGCAGCAGCUACAUUUUUCUUCAAAAAAGAGAAGAAUAAUUCGGUUUUCCCCACUUUUUAUGUGGGAAGAUGUGAUACUCAAGAUAAAAUGGGCAAUCAACAUGGAAAUUAUACGAAGUUUAACUCUUCAGCUUUAACUGAGGCUAAAGCUUCUGCUGCCUCUACAAGUCCUAAACUAGGAUCAUCAGAAAGUGGAAAGCCAGUUUUUUCAUUUACCUUUAGCAAUUCGGAAAGAGAUUGUUUUACAGUAUCCAAACUCAGCAAUUCAUUGAAGAUGUCACCAUUUUCAAGCGUAUCUGAGAAGCCAGCUGAACAAAGUACAAUAUUUCAAACCGGAAAAGAGAACGUUUCUGUAAGCAAAGACGUAAAAUAUAACUGGCUAAAAUCUCCUACAGUAGUCCCACAGGAGCAGAGUGCCAGUACCCCUGAUUCCACUGCUGCUGUAGCCUGCACUACAUCUAGUAGUGACGCUGGGAAGAAAGAUGUUUCCAAGAGCCAGCCUGUCCCCUGUAGUAAUAUAUUUUCCUUCUCAUCCAAUAAUUGUAUUCUGGAAUGUAAAUCUUCACCUGUAACCUCAUUUGAAGGUUCUGUCAAAAGUACUUCCAACUCACUACCUUCCUCCUCGAUGCUGUUUUUAUCGAAUAGUGAAAUUGAAAAAAUGAAAAUAGAAUCAAUUGACAAAGCACAUCCAGUUGUAGAAAAAUCUACACCUUCAAUAUGUGCAGUAGCCAUAUCUGAACUUACAAGUCCAAAGUGUACCAAUUCCUUUUUUUCUUUUGACCUAUCUAUGAAGACUGAAACUGAAGACACGCUUGCUCAACAGAAUUCUUUGUGUGGUCCAGCUAUAGUCAACUCUCUGUUUUCAACAGGCUUUCCUAGUAAAGAAAGCAAUGUAUUUUCCACUCAUCCUAGUGUUGCAUCAAUUAAACCUCAUAUAGAUGUGAAAGUUGAAGAUAAUGUAAAUAUUGCUGAAACCUAUAAGUCACACCAAGAUUUAGAAGAGAUUUCUAGGAAGCAAGAUGAACUUGACACUCUGCAGUUACAGAAUGCAGCUUGUCUUAGUCCAGUGACAUGUGAUGGUACAUUUUUAGGAGGCUCAGCACAUGCAGUAGGUAAAGAACAUGAAACACUAAAUCAUUCAGACUCUGAUACAGAAGAGCUAAGUCAAGCAUCAAUGUCUAGUGACUGUAGCAAUGCAUCAGAAUAUUUUUUGGUGGCAGAAGACAAAAUAACAGUUAGUGAAAAACCAGGUACAUGCACCAUAGAGAACGAAAUUGAAGAGAAUUCCCUUCAAGGACAGGAAAUUAAGUCUACGUCCAUACAGAACAGUUGGUCAGAAAUGUAAACGAAUUUUCUAGAAAUAUUGGUCUUGGGCAAAUCUCUUUCAGUUUACAGUAACGUAUUUAUCAUAGUCUGUUGAAUCUAUCCUGUAUGUAUAUGCAUCUCCAGAUAUUUAGAUUAGUGAAAUGUGCCUUUUACUCUCUGAAAAGGUACAUUCUAAAACCAGCAACCAGCUAAAAUAGGGCUAGAAUAAAGUAUGCCUUUUAAUAAAAACAAACAUAUAGAUUUGAAAGGCUGUUCUUUCUAACCUUGUGCGAUAUAUUGAAUAUAAUCAAGUGCUGCAAGUUAUUUUCUAUAAUAAUUCUUAGGUGACAAGAAGGUGGUGUCUUUGCAUGAAAUGUUUAUACUUAUAAAAUUUUAGACACUGAACAGGAUAUCUAAACAAAUCUGUCAUAUCAGAAUACAUAGUUAAUGGCUGAAGUGAUGAUAUUUCUUCUUGAGUUCUAAUCUUCUGAUCAAUUUCUCCAGGUUCAGUUAUUGAUCUUUACUGACCUCUAUAGAGGAAGCAAGUAUUGAAUGCAUUAUUAAAGGCAAAAUUUUAGUUACAGUAGUUGUCACUAAUUAAGUAACAACUUUUGACAUUCUGCGCUAUAUAAAAUGGUACCAAAACUCUUCCCAAUAGGUAUAUUUAGUAUCUUCUGUACCACUACUGUUUUCAUCCAAGUUUUAUGCUGAAUUAGAUCCAACAAAGAAGUGACUUUUGUAAUAAUGUCUUCAGUACCACUUGACGUGGUUUUUCUGUGGCAUAGAGUUCUUGGCUCAUCCAUCAUCCAGGCUAUACAUGAUACUAAUAUAAUGUUGUUCUCAUUGACUUCAUCAAUAAUUAGAAUGAUAACACUCGCAGCUGAUGCUGUUAAGAGGUUGGGAUUCAGAAUUGUUCUUAAUUACUAAUGUUAUGCUUAACUUGUACACAGUGUAUAGGAAAGAACACUGGAAAUCAUUUUCUAGCUAAUCUUUAUAGCAUGGAUUUAUUUGCUUAUCUGUUAGCACCAGUGUCAAGUGCUUAGUAUAUCACCACCUAAUAUAUUAAAAUAUUUAAAACCAACGGUA
Messenger RNA from Chelonia mydas (Green sea turtle), 4332 nucleotides. RefSeq lists its product as uncharacterized. Gene Ontology annotation, molecular function: zinc ion binding. Bases 194 to 3286 code for a protein of 1030 amino acids. The transcript has 9 exons. Lineage: Eukaryota; Metazoa; Chordata; Testudines; Cheloniidae. The record is from RefSeq and is a predicted model, not a curated record.